Ictalurus furcatus (blue catfish) is the source of this 10894-nucleotide messenger RNA. It is a transcript of the gene nbas, whose product is annotated as NBAS subunit of NRZ tethering complex. The transcript is spliced from 52 exons. NCBI's taxonomy places the organism in Eukaryota, Metazoa, Chordata, Actinopteri, Siluriformes, Ictaluridae. The record is from RefSeq and is a predicted model, not a curated record. The coding region runs from base 1889 to 8983 and encodes 2364 amino acids. Gene Ontology annotation, molecular function: SNARE binding. Gene Ontology annotation, cellular component: Dsl1/NZR complex; endoplasmic reticulum membrane. Gene Ontology annotation, biological process: retrograde vesicle-mediated transport, Golgi to endoplasmic reticulum.
CCUGUGGAAAACAAUUUAAACAUGAAUAAAGUGCACGCACACCAUAACACAGCAGCUGUUGAUGAUGAUUCAGGAAGUAAAACGCCUCACCAUGAGAACGUCUCCUCCGCCAAGGAUCAAGGGAAUGGACUCGGCUUGGAUGUCAGUGGGAAGCCUGAGAAACAUCAAUACAUCAUCAUCAUUGCUGUCUUUACUAGCUGCGAUAAAAGCUGAGUCAAUAAUAACUAAGCUCACGAUAAGUACUAAUGUUUCUGGCAUCACAGCUGUGAUUGGAUGAUUGAACGGUUAUGUCAUUGUUGACUUUUUCACGCCCUAUUUUCCAUUACCAGUCGUUCUCAUCACGCUCGUAUCAGCAACCACCCAAUUAUUUCACACCCUCCCUGAUCACUGUCCAUUACUCCUAGCAUGUAUGUAUGUGGAGGCGGGGGCGUGGACGAGCGCCGAUUUGUGAACGGAGGGCGGAGCAGGAGAAGGCGAGUGGUAAGGAGGGCACACCUGUGGGGAAUUUGUACUAAUGAAUAUUCUCUGUGAGGCGAGGCUAAAAGAGGGAAAGGCACGUGCCUUGAGAAAGAAAAAAACCACGACGCCAAGAACAAGCGGAGUGUGUGUGGAUGUGUAUAUAGAUAUAGCUCAACUGUGAGACGAAACAAGUCCACUGAACCAAAAAGAAAAGCAAUAAAGCACCGGAGUGUUAAGCCUGCCUUGGUCUUCCUUCACCUUGCCCGUCUUUAAAGUUGUCACAAUGUAACUUUAACUACACUUCAUGUAGUUGUGUAGUGGUUGAUGUGCUUGUUGAACAUCAUUCCAGAUCUAGUCUCACUUUUUUCCCUUCAUUCUUCUGGGAAGGCUUUCCACUAGACUUUGGAGCGUGGCUGUGGGGAUUUGUGUUCACUCAGCUGCAAGAGCAUUAGUGAGGGUGAGGUUGAGGUCAGGCGCUGAUGUUGGGAUGGUGAGGAGGCGCCAGUUCCAGUUCAUCCCAAAGGCUUUCAGCUCAGGGCUCUGUACAGGACCUCGAGUCGAGUUCUUCCACUCCAACAUAUUACAUUACAGCACACAAACACAUUCCAUACAGUUGUGCGUUUCCAACUCACAUCUUUUCUUAUGUUUUGUUCGAAGAAUUCGAAAUAAUUUUUUUCCCUCGUAUGUGUUUCAAAUGCUCGAUUAAUACCAUGCUAGUUUUAAGAUCUAAAAGAUUAUCAAUCCGUAACAGCCUUAAACACAAGAUUGAAGCCCAAACGCACAUGAAGUGCAUGAGAUGGAGAAUAAUAGCCACGAUUACAUCCCACAUGUAAGCAGUAUGUUGUAUGUAGUGUAGAUAUAUAUGGAGGCAAUUAGGACACAGCCCCAAUGUGUGCAGUUGUGAUAGUUGUAUUAGUCUGCUUAAACUCACAGCCACUCCAUUUCUUCAACAGCCUGAGCGAUUUCAGGCAUCACGCCCAUUUCUACAGGAAUAAAUAAAGAAAAGGUUACACUCACAAACGUAAUACAACGGCGCAGAAACAUCAUGAUAACAACAAGAAAGCGUUCUUUACCAGAAAACGCAGCCAUGAUUGCCUACUCAAAUCAACCGGAAGUGACAUGCACGGCAAUUCAGUUUGACAAGGUGAUUGAAAAUAAGUGUCCGUGUACACCACACAACCGCUGAACAUUGGUUCCGAUGUGUUUUUUUUUUUUUUUUUUUUGUGGCUCGAUAGUAAGAUGUCUCCCUUUCAAAUGAAUAUUUGGGGAAUGAAAACACAUUUAGCACUCCACAUUUUUUUUACGUCCAUAAGCACAAACAAGUCUCGUUAGUAGUACAGGAGUGCACACUGAUUUGAUCUCGUGAGCUCGUCUGAGCCUCUCAGGCCGCCGUAGGUUGACGCAGGCGCGAGAGCGUCCUACUCUAAACAUGGCUGCGGAUUCUAUGUUGGGAGAUGAAGAAGAGAAUAUUUUGUAUGAUUUACUCAUUAACGCGGAAUGGCCGCCGGAAACAGACACUCAGGCACGAGGAUCAAAAGAGCGCAGUUCCUCUCUUCUCGCCAAGGCUGUAACAGGACCAUUCCGCUUUAUUCUGCACUACCUUUGGUACAGCCCCUCGAGUUCAUCUUUACCUCCUGGACUGGUGCGCCUGGCAGCAAAGCAGAUCAACUGGCAGCUGGUGCUAGCAAGUAAUGGGAAGCUCCUGGCUGUGGUUCAGGACCAGUGUGUGGAAAUUAGGUCAGCUCGAGACGACUUUGGAUCCGUCAUUGGGAAAUGUCAAGUGCCGAAGGACCCGUCUCCACAGUGGAAGAAGGUGGCGUGGAGUCAUGACUGCGCUUUGCUGGCGUAUGCUGAUAGCACUGGCACUGUGCGAGUCUUCGACCUGAUGGGCAGUGAACUCUUCGUCAUCCCGCCAGCUGUGAGUUUUCCUGGAGAUUUCAGCUACGCUGCCGCUGGCUUGAUCUUCCUGGAAUACACAGCUAGUGCUCAGUGGUCCGCAGAGCUGCUUGUGAUCACCUACAGUGGCCAGCUCAAGAGCUAUCUGGUCAGUACCGGAACCAACCAGGGCUUCCAGGAAAGUCACACCUUCAGUUUCUCCACCCACUAUUGCAGUGGCGUCACGGCGGCCAUCUAUCAUCCGGGCCACAGAUUGCUGCUGGUGGGUGGAUGCCGGUCAGACGAGGGCGCCGCCUCCAUGGCCGCUCGCUGUGGCAUCACGGCGUGGAGGGUGUUAUCAGGCUCACCAUAUUAUAAACAGGUCACCAGCUAUGAAGAUGAUGUCCUUGCUUCCCAGAGGAGAGGGCUUUUCCGAAUGCCUGCAUUUCGACUCUUUUCCAGGCAAAACAACGAACAGGACGGUGUGUACAGGAUGAGUGUGUCUCCCGAUGGAGCGAUGUUGGCUGUCAUCCAUUUUUCGGGCGCUCUCAGUGUGUGGGACAUUCCAUCGCUCAAACAGAGGAGCAGCUGGAAGCAGGAAGAGCAGCCUGGCUUUGAGGAGAUUAAUCCGGAGUGGAAGACCUCACUAGAGAAGAGAAAGAAAAUCAGAGAUAAAGAGCAGUAUCAGUCUCUGAUGGACGUGGGAUGGUGGAGCGAUCAGGCUCUGAUUCUGGCCCGCUGUUCCGGUUCUCUCACCGUCUCCUCCGUCCGAGCUCUCACCAAUCUCCUGGGGAAAUCGUGUGAAUGGUUCGAGCCCUCACCCCGAGUCACAUCGGCUCACGAUGGCGGGUUUCUCAGCCUGGAGUGUGAGAUUAAACUGGCUCCGAAGCGUUCACGCCUGGAGAGCAGCGCCUCCGGCGAGGACGACGACGCCGAGGAAGACUCUGAUUCUGACGAGGAGUCGUCCGCGAAGGCACGUUACUUCGGUUACGUGAAGCAGGGCCUGUACUACGUGACCGAGAUGGAGCGCUUCGCUCCUCCGAGGAAGAGACCACGCACCGUCCUGAAAAACUACAGACUGCUCAGCUUGAGGUCUACCACGCCUGAGGAGCUCUACCAGAGGAAGAUUGAUAAUGAGGAAUAUGGGGAAGCUUUGUCUUUGGCACACGUCUAUGGACUGGACUCAGAUUUGGUGUAUCAGAGGCAGUGGAGGAAGUCGUCGGUCAGCAUUGCCUCUAUACAGGACUAUCUGAGUAAGAUAAAGAAGCGCUCCUGGGUGCUACACGAGUGUGUCGAGAGGGUUCCAGAGAACGUGGAUGCUGCCAAGGAGCUCUUACAGUACGGUCUGAAAGGAACCGACCUAGAGGCCCUUAUCGCUAUUGGCAACGGAGAGGAUGGAGGCAGGUUCAUCUUACCGGGCGACGUGGACAUCGAUGAUGCGCCGUACGAAGAUUUCCGGUCGAUGCAGGAAGAAAUGGAGAUAAAACGAGAGAGAGAAGCACAGAAAAGACGAGAUCUACUUAAGAAAGUAGACUUCAGCAAGUUAACGCUGGAGCAGAAGGAGCUGUGUAGAAGCAGACUGAAGCUGCUGUGCUAUUUGGAUCGACUGGCCACAUACGAGGAGAUUUUGGGUGGACCCCAUGCAGCGGAGGAGAGGUACGACUCAGAAUUCUUCAAAAAGUUCCGCAGUCAGAAUAUCGUGCUGUCAGCGAGAACCUACGCCAGGGAGAGUAACGUUCAGGCACUGGAUAUUCUCUUUACUUAUCACGGCUCUGAGUUGCUCCAACAUCGACUAGCUAUCCUGUGCAAUUUCCCAGAAACCACCUCUCCACAUGAGUAUACAGUGCUGCUGCCCGAAGCCUGUAAGGAUGAGAUGUCCAGCGUGGUGUUUAUUCCUUGGGACGAGCAGAGGCACAGGGAUUUGGACUGGUGUGAAGAUCCGCAGUGCAGGACAGCAGUGGAGACAUGCAUGGUGGAUGAUCCUAACUUCCUGUAUGAGCAGCAGCCAGAGUUGGAGCGAUUUUGCACCCCCACUCCAUCCAUCACACUCCUUACUGACUGGUACUUGAGCAGAGCCCAGGAGAUCGAGCACAACUCACGUCAGGUGGACUGUGCACUGUCUCUGUUGCGUCUGGGAAAAGAGCGGGAAAUCCCCGGGCUGGAGCAGCUGGUUGACGACCUGGUUACCAUGGAGACCCUAGUGUACGAGACAUCUUGCGACCUGAGCCUCAGUCUGAGGGAGCUGCGGCAGCUCAGUGACAUCGACAAGCUCCGCCUACUCAUGAAAAAUUCAAGUGUGGAGUCCUAUGUGAAGAACGCCUUCCAGUGGAUGGUACCAUUUCUCCACCGGUGUGAGAGUCAGAAUGAGGGAUCGGCCGUUGCUCUCCUCAGAGAAUACCUGGUGUCCCUCGCUAAGGAGGAUCUGACUCUCCCACUUAAAAUUUUCCAGUAUUCCAAACCAGGCUGUCAGCAGAAGUUUAUUGCCGAUCCUGACCAGCUGAUGUCAGUGGCGUUGGAGUGUAUCUACAGCUGUGAACGAGAAGACCAGCUCGCUCUCAGCUAUGACAUAUUGGAGUGUCUGCCUCAGCGAGGAUAUGGGCCACAGACUGAAACCACAAAAAUCCUGCAUGACCAAGUAGACUCCCUGGAGAAACAUCUCAGUGUUGCUGAGGUACUGGAGAAGCAUGGCCUACAGAAGCCAAUUGCAUUCAUUAGAAACAGUCAGAGCAGCAGGGAGGAGGCUCACCAGCUGAUGGUCAAACUUACCCGCCAUACCGGGCGCAAAAAUCCGCCUGUCAGUGAGAGUGUGUGGAGAGCUCUACUGCAGGAUCUACUGGACAUGCAGCAGAACGUCUAUACCUGCCUGCAGCCUGCCACCUGCCACCAGGUGUUUGUGGAGAGUUUGUUGUGUUCCGGUCGGGAGGAGAACGUGCUCCUGGCUGGUCAGCUGAUGCAGCGAAGCUCCUCAGUCCCGGUUCCCCCAGUCGGACCCGCGUUACGUGUUAAAGCGGCCUGCGUGCCCUAUGCCCAAAGCGUGGACCUGGCGCUGGCCUCUGCCCGAGAGUAUUUCAACUCCUCCGCCACACUCAGCGACCCCUGCAUCAGCCUGGCACGAUCAUGUCUGCAGCUAAUCACAGAUUGUCCUCCUUCUGUCCAAGAAGAAUUAGACCUCAUCAGCGCCCUCUCUCGACUGGAGGACUUCGGGGUUAAAGUCCUGCCUUUACAAGUGCGAUUACGUGAUGACCGCCUCUCAUUGAUAAAGGAGUGCAUCGCUCAGUGUCCCACGGCCUAUAAACAGUCCACUCUGCUGCUGGAGCUGGCCAGGUUGCUUCGGGUCUCGGGUGGUGAUGAAAGCCAGAGGAAGGGUCAGGUCCUCACGCUGUUGGCCGAGCAGGCUCUACAUAAUCACGACUACAAGGCCUCCUACAUUCAUUGCCAGGACCUGAUGGCAGCAGGCUACAGCCAAGGUUGGGAUGUUUGUUCUCAGCUGGGUCAGUGUGAGAGCUACACGUGGCUCACGGCUCGUCAGGAGCUGAUGGCGUUUGCUUUAACCCACUGCCCUCCUGCCAACAUCCAGAACCUUCUAGCAGCCUCUAGCUCUCUGCAAACACAGAUUCUUUACCAGGCAGUGAACUACAAGAUGGACCCGUCUCAAGCCCCGGGAGCAGGGGACGACCAAGAUCAGCAGGCUGCUGCCGGAGGUAGAGGUGGAGGUAAAGUGUCAGGUGUCUCUCAGCCCUCAGCUCUUCUCCAGAGGACAACCGCCCGCACCAUUGAGGUUCUUACCAGCACUACAGUAAACACCAAGGCUGUACUGAACACCAUCAGUGACUCCCAAUGGUGGAAAGACUCCAUCAGUUACCUCCGCCCAUUGCACGGUCAAGAGUCAGAUUUGCACCGCAGUCUGGUUGGAUCGGCCAAUCAGAACGCAGAGCUGGAGAGGCAAGGCUGCAGCUCGUUCUACGAGGAGCUGUUCACCGAUCCAUAUAUCAACCCGAUGGACGAUGUGUACUAUCCCUAUGACUACGUCCCUCAGGAAGACUUUGCAGAAGUUUUGCUCCGCACCGGAAAAUUAGCUGAGACCAAGAGUGAGGGCCAGCAGCUUUUUCCAGCUACUGAAGUUCUGCUCCAGUUGGCUAGUGAUGCCUUUCCCAGGGACAUGACACUGGCGCUGGCCUAUUUGCUUGCUCUUCCCCAGGUGUUGGAUGCAAACUCAUGUUUUGAGAAGCAGCCUCCGUCUGCUCUGUCUCUUCAGCUGGCCGCGUAUUACUACUCUCUCCAGAUCUACUCCCGCCUGGUGCCCUGCUUUAAGGACAAGUGCAGCCCUUUGUACAGGGCUGAUCCGAAGGAGCUGAUUCGCCUCGUGACCAAGCAUGUGACUGACCACGAAGGUUUUGAUUGGGAGGACAAGGAGCUGGAGGCUCUGAUUGGCCAGCUGCGGCUAUACAGCGAGCGUCUGACGGAUUUCACUCAGGCCCAGGUGCUGCGGGGUCUCGGCCGAGGAGUGGACGUGCAGCGCUUCAGCAACGAUAGCCACUACAAAAAAGAGACCAUCCUCGGGCUGGCUGAGACUUUAGAUGAGAGUGUGUAUGGGAUCUCUCGCUCCUUGGCUCAGCGCUACAGUAUUCCACUAUGGGAGGUGUAUAUGACGCAUCUCGAGUUCCUCUUCACUGACAGCGGCCUCACCACUAAGGAGAUUGAGACCCGUAGUGCGUCCUUGGGCCUUUUCCAGACCCUGAAGACUGAACCCCAGGCCUUCUACACACACAUGAGCAAGUACGUGUACCCAGGCAUUGCGGGCGUGGACCUGCAGCGUCUGCUCUACUACUACACACUACUGGAGAGCUGCUCGUGCACCGACUACCUUCCUUCAUCCACCAUGACGCCCGACACGCACGUCAAACUGCUGAAGAAGCUGAAGGCUGUGGCCAGCGGCCUGGACUAUAAGAAGCUGACGGAUGAAGACUCGGAUCCUCUUAAAGCUCUGGAGCCGGUGCUGAGCAGCCAGAACGUUCUAUCUAUCUCUAAACUGGCAUCUCGGAUUCCUCAGAAGGCAGGCGGUGCUCUCACGCCCAGCACCGUGCACGCUACAUGGCUUCCCAAACUCUUCUGGCAAGGCGAUGCCCACAUCCUGAAGAAGUCUCCUCAGUCAGAUCAGGACUUCCUUCACACCUACGACACCUGCGCCAAAUACCUCGACCGACUCGUGCCUUUAGAUGCUAUUCGCUUCCUGGAUUCCAUCACCUUUUCCCCAGAAGCGAUAAAUCAGCUCUCUGUUGAGGCCAGAACAGAGAUCACGAGAAGGGCUCUAAAGGCUCUGAAGAUCAUCAGUGAAAGGAGCAGAAAAAGGGGUGGAGAUGAUGGGGCUCAUGACCACGCCUUUGAUUUUAGCCAUGCUCUCACUCACCUGCAGCAGUCUCUCAACCAUCUGGAGACUCUCAACCAGCCUUUCCCACUGUCACUCAGAAACAGCCAGGAGGCGCGCCUUCAAGACUACAGCAGAGCUUUUGACCUCUCCAGAGCAGAGGAGGUCAAAGUUCACCAGCUGGCUGUUACUAUGGCGCUGGAUGGACAGCCGUUGGAGCAGAUUGAGAAGCUGCUGGCAGUCGCCGUGGGGACGAGCGGCCUAUCAGUGCACGGCGUGGUGCAGGACUCUGUGGCGCGGAUCAUCUCCGCACUCAGCGGUGAUGAGGCCAUCCUGAAGGAUUACACAGACCCGCUGAAAGUUCUGGAAGGCAUCGUGAAGGCAGUGCAAGAUGACGUGCAAGGCGGGGGCCAUGCGGUGUCAUCAGAGGACCUGUUGGCAUGGUUACGGCCGUUCUGUGGGGAUGACUCGAAGCCUGUGCGAGUAAGGAUCGAAGUGCUGCAGAUUCUGGAACAUUCCUUCAGCCUCAGCGAGCAGGACGUCCGUCUACUGGUGCUGUUCAGGAGCCAGGCAGUUCUCAAAGCCUGCUGGCCUAGCCGAGAGUGUGACAUGAAGGAUAUUGAGGAUGAGGCUCGGCGUUACUCGCUCUUCCUGGAGCUGCUGGAGUCGAGUCAAAAAUGGGAGGAGUUUCAGCACCUCAUGCUCCUCCUACAGGCGUGGCCACCUGUGACUGACAAGAGCAGACUGGAGUCCGAGGAGAACCCGUGGGUGCGUGUGACCUCAGCCGUGCUCACACACUGCUCUACCGGGUUGAAGGGCGGCGUCGGACAGGAGAUUCUCGCCAUGUGCCGCUCGCUGUACGCGACCAAGCACAAACCGAAUCCUCAGUGUAUUGGACACAUCUCUUCUCUGCUGUUGAAGAGCGGACUCAAACUAGCAGCGUUAAAGCUGAUGGCUGAGAGCAAAGACGAGCAGCUUCUUACUCUGACUCUGGAUCAAAUCAAAAGCAUCACCUCGGUGAGUGAGGAGUGUUGUGACUCGGAGCUGUUGACUCUGUUGUUGGAUGCGGGUGUGUUGGUGCAGUGUGUGAACUCGGCUCUGUAUCCGCUGCUCGUCUCCCACAUGCUGUCUCAGGGUUCGUGGGACGUAGACGCCGCCGCACGCCAGCUUCAGCAGGCCGGACACCAUGCCCAGGCCGGCUCCCUGCUGCUCGCCCACCGCGGUGCCCACCCGGCCCUCACCACCUUCAACACCGCCCUCUCUGUCCUGCGCAAGUGGAUCUAGUAAAAGUUUCUUCUUCUGCUUCUGCUUAUUAUUAUUAUUAUUAUUAUUAUUAUUAUUAUUUAUCAGAGGAUAAAGAAGUUUGGAAAGGGGACGCAUGAAUUUUUUAUUAGGAUUAAUAAGAUUAAAUGAUACACAAAUGAAAGAUCUGUAUUUAGAAACCAGCGAUUAAUUAAAGAUGAAACGAUCUUCUAAAGACUCCGCUGUGGCCAUUAAAACUUUAUCAAGGCCACAGAUUUGCAUUAUUUACUGCUCAGAACUGAAGACAUCUGAACUCUUAGAGAUGCCGAGUGAGGAACCAGGGACGAGACGAUCUAUCUGUACAUCUAUCCAUCUAGUUUCCUCUUUCUGUUCCUCUGUUUUCCUGCCGCUUUCUUUCCCCUUCCCUCCAUUCAUCCAUUCUGUCACUUCUCUUUCAUUUCAUUCAUUUCCUCUUAUUCUGUUGGCGCUCUCUUCUCUUCCCCUUUUCCUUUCAUGAAUCCAGCUUUCCUUGAUUGACCCCUUUUCCUGUUUCCUUUCAUUCAAGUCUCCUUCUGUCUCUUGUUUCCUCCCUCUUUCAUUCCGCGUCCUUCCGUUCUCCUUUCAUUCCUAGUCGUCUUCCGUCCCUCACUUCUCUACCCUUUUCCUCUCCACUUCCUUCCAUAGUUCCGCCUUUCCUUUUCCUCUGUCUCCGUUCGCUCGGCUCUCCUUCCUUUAUUUGCUCCUUUUCCUCUGUCUGAUUUUUAAUUCCGUUCUCCUUCUGUCUCUCUUUUCCUCCCUUUUUCAUUCUACUCCCUUUCAAUUCUUCUAUCCUUCCCAGUUUUCUUCCUUCCCUUCGGUCUCUCGCUUGUCUUCCCGUUUGUCUCGCCCCCUUCCUUUUACAAAUCCUGUAUUUUCGUUCUGUCCUUUUUCUGUCUCUCUUUUCCUUCCUGUUCUGUUCUACUUCCUUCCACUCUUCCAUCAUUCCCUUCUGUCUCCCUUCCUUCAUCUCUUACUUCCUUCCCCCUAUUUCUCACUCCUCCCUUCUGCUCUACCACUCUUCCAUCCAUCCAGUCAUUCUCUCUCUCUCUCUCUCUCUCUCUCUCUCUCUCUCUCUCUCUCUCUCUCUUUCUUUUUGACACAGUUUGAUGUGAUGGUAAUCACAUUACUCGGGCUGUUUAACCACACUAACCCACUCUAAUGCUCAUUACAGGACACAGUUCUAAUUGAAAACACGACCCACAUGCCAAGCGUGUGCUUUUCUUUCAGUUCUAUGUGUCAUCUAUUCAUCCUCUUUUUUUUUUUUCUUCUUAAUUACACUGUACACAGGUCACACGAGAGCCUCAGGCAGCUGCACGUUGCUGUAUUGUCGAAGCCGACACACACACACACACACACACACACACACACACACACACACACACACACGUGUUGCGGAAUUGACCAGUAGUGACGGAUAGCGUUGGCUUCAGGUGUCUUUUUUGAUUUAUUAAAGGUUAUCCAGUGUAUCAGAGCUGUGUUCCAAUCCAGACUGACCCACACACUGGGUUUGUGUGUUUCCCCUUUACAGACUGUAGCUCUGGAUAAUAUAUUAGCGAAUAAAGAAUUUAAAAAAAUGAAAUGUUGUUUUGACUGGUUUAUUUCAUCCUCUAGUAAAGAAGGUAGACAGAGUUAUUAACCGAGAGGUUAUGAGUUCAAAUCCCAGAUCUCAGGCCUGCCACAGAGGUACAGUCACCUUCACAUGGUAUAAUACAUCUGUUCAGUGAAAACAUUUUUCAAAAUGCACAGCUACCUGCUACCUAGCAGAGCAAAGAAAAAAAAAUGACUAUAUGACCGUAGCAUGUUGAGUGAAGGGCUCGAGGACAAAACAAAUUUAUUGUUGAAACGAUAUUUUAUUGCAAUCUGCAGAAAUGUUUGGAUUGUUGAGAUAGCCGAGAGUAUAAACUUCUUUUAUAC